AUGAUAUAUCCAUUUUAUUAUGAGAAUUUCUCAACCCUAGAAAGGAAUAACAACCCGGCUGAGGACGCAAAUGAACUCCCGGAGGGUAACUGGCAUAAGCGGGAUUCUUUGCGGACAAGUGGAAAGGUGCAGGGGGGUGUAAACGAAGCAAGCAAAACGGACGAUGCAGACAAAACGGACGAUGCAGACAAAACGGACGAAGCAGACAAGGCGGACGAAGCAAUAAAGGGAACCCUGGAGGAAAGUCACAACGAGCUAACCUCGACAGAUGAUGCAUUCCAAGAAUUUGGAUACAAAUAUGAAAAGCACGAACCAACCAUGUUUGGUGAUUGGGCCCACAAUUGCAGAGUCACAGAUUUUUAG
Messenger RNA from Plasmodium vivax (malaria parasite P. vivax), 363 nucleotides. RefSeq lists its product as hypothetical. NCBI's taxonomy places the organism in Eukaryota, Apicomplexa, Aconoidasida, Haemosporida, Plasmodiidae. The record is from RefSeq and is a predicted model, not a curated record. The transcript has a single exon. Bases 1 to 363 code for a protein of 120 amino acids.